Paramecium sonneborni is the source of this 1481-nucleotide messenger RNA. NCBI's taxonomy places the organism in Eukaryota, Ciliophora, Oligohymenophorea, Peniculida, Parameciidae. The record is from the annotation of a GenBank genome assembly.
AAAUGAUUAAUUAGGUUCUAUGUAUAUUGAUGAUGAUAUCAUUGAAUUAUUGUCGUACGAAAGAGGAAUGGAAAAAUAGAACUAUUUAUUAAUUGUUAACAGAUAGGUUUGCUUCAACUAAGACUAAUAGAACAAGUUGUGAUUUAGGGUAAUAUUGUGGAGGAAAUUUCAAAGGAAUAGAAAAUAAUUUGGAUUACAUAAAAAGUAUGAUUUUUGAAUGAUUUAAAGAUUUGGGAUUUGAUGCUAUUUGGAUAUCACCUAUAGUGUAGAAUUAUGAUGGGGCUUAUCAUGGAUAUGCAGCUAAAAAUAUCUAUUAAAUAAAUGAGAAUUUUGGAACAGCAUAAGAUCUUAAAGAUUUAGUAAAUGCAUGUCAUUAGAAAGAUAUUUGGGUUAUGAUUGAUAUUGUUGCUAAUCAUAUGGGAAAUUAGGAUUUAGAUUUUUCUCGUAAUUAUCCAUUUAAUUAAUCAUCACACUUUCAUGAUUUAUGUGAAAUAUCAGAUUAAGAUUUUGCUACACAUAAUUUAGUAAAUAUAGAAAGAUGUAGAUUAUUUAUGUUAGCAGAUUUAAAUUAAGAUAAUUCUUAUGUAGCAAAUGAAUUGAUAAAUUGGAUUAAAUGGAUAGUGAAUGAAUUUAAUAUUGAUGGUAUAAGAAUAGAUACAGCAAUGAUGGUAAAGGGAGAAUUUUGGAAAAAAUUCACAGAAGCUACAGGAAUAUAUUCAAUUGGAGAAGUAUUUGAUGGAGAUAUGGGAUUUUUGAAAUAAUUUAUUGGACCUAUGGAUGGUCUAUUAAAUUAUCCAUUAUUUUUUACUCUUAGAGAUGUAUUUUUACAUUGGGGAGAUAUGUAUAGAAUAGAAAGUUUUUAUUAUUAUUAAUUAUAAACAUAUGGUAAGAAUAAUAUACCUUUUAUGGCUUAAUUUAAUGAUAAUCAUGAUAAUGCUAGAUUUUUGAGUGAUGAAGUGAAUGGUAUAGAGGCUUCAUAAUUGAAAAUAAUUUAAUUUAAAGCAUUUACAGCUUUUACAUUGACAUCAAUAGGAGUUCCAAUAAUGUAUUAUGGUUCUGAAUAAUUAUUUACUGGAGGAGGGGAUCCUAAAAAUAGAGAAAUAAUGUGGAAUUCAUUGAAUUAGUAAAUAUAUUUAAAUUAUAAUAUUAAUAGAAAUUCAGAUACUUAUAAAUUUAUAAAAAAGAUAAAUGAAGCAAGAAGAGCAGUUAAUGCAGGAGCAUAAGAAUAAGUAUAGAGAUAUGCAGAUAAUGAUUUUUAUGCAUUCACUCGAGGUUAAUUAUUUGCAGCAUUUACAAGUAAAUAUGACAGAGAUGUGAUAAGAAAAAUUACUUAUCAUUAAUAUGCUGAUGGAACUAAAUUAUGUAAUGUUCUAUACACAGGAGAUUGUGUUUUAGUGUAAAAUGGAUCAUUUUAAGUUUACUUAAGAAAUGGAGAAGUUAAGAUUUAUUUACCUGAAGGAAUAUUAAUAGAAACAGAAUGA